This is a messenger RNA of Neolamprologus brichardi, 654 nucleotides long. Lineage: Eukaryota; Metazoa; Chordata; Actinopteri; Cichliformes; Cichlidae. The record is from RefSeq and is a predicted model, not a curated record.
UUCCAGGUGACAUCAGAGGCAGAGGUGCGGUCAGCUGUUUCCCUGGCCAAAGAGAAGUUUGGGAAGUUGGACUUGGCGGUUAACUGCGCUGGCAUUGCUGUGGCUGUGAAAACAUAUAACUUUAAGAAGGACCUCCCUCACAGCCUGGAGGACUUCCAGCGUGUCAUCGAUGUGAACCUUACAGGAUCUUUUAAUGUGAUUCGCCUGGCUGCGGGCGAGAUGGGGAAGAACGAACCCGACGCAGACGGACACCGAGGCUGCAUCAUUAACACCGCCAGCGUGGCAGCUUUCGACGGACAGGUCGGACAAACGGCUUACUCCGCUUCUAAAGGCGGCAUCGUUGGGAUGACUCUUCCCAUCGCACGAGACCUGGCACCCGUGGGCAUCAGAGUCAUCACCAUAGCACCCGGGCUCUUCUCCACUCCUCUUCUCGCCAGUCUUCCAGAGAAGGUGCGCUCAUUCCUUGCGCGCCAGGUGCCCUUCCCCUCGCGCCUGGGUGACCCCGCUGAGUUUGCUCACCUGGUCACAUGCCUGGUUGAGAAUCCCAUGAUCAACGGGGAGGUCAUUAGACUGGACGGAGCCAUUCGCAUGCAGCCCUGAGGCGUUCUCAUCUCAGUGUUUUAUCAGAAUCUGCCGGCAUCACAAAGAUACAUG